Messenger RNA from Hyaena hyaena (striped hyena), 1109 nucleotides. It is a transcript of the gene CCDC28B, whose product is annotated as coiled-coil domain containing 28B. The record is from RefSeq and is a predicted model, not a curated record. The transcript is spliced from 6 exons. Bases 369 to 971 code for a protein of 200 amino acids. NCBI's taxonomy places the organism in Eukaryota, Metazoa, Chordata, Mammalia, Carnivora, Hyaenidae.
CUAAGGGCGGGCGCAGGGAAGCACGCAGAAGCCUCACUCCAGACCCCAAACCUCCAGGUCAGUGGCCCGCUUCCAGGGUGUGGGGGGUGCGGAACAUCGCGGGUCUGAUGCUCCGUUUCGGAUCCUGGCUCCCCAGCUGAACGAUCCAUUUGGCACACGGCUUUGAAGACCGAGCGUAGGAAGUAGAUCCCAGGUGGCCCCCCGCCAUUCCUGGGAAGCAGGGGCUCCUGCUCCAGUUCUUCUAUCCUGUCUUUAAUUGGGCCAAGCUUCAGCAACGCAAGGCAGAGGACGUGCUCCUAUCUCCUCUCCACCACACACCCCCCUCGAGACCAGCCUGCCAGCGGGACGUGAGGCUCAGCCAGCAUCCGAUGGAGGAUAAGAAGAAGAAAAGGAGUCCGAAGCCCUGCCUGACACAGCCAGCCCAGGCCCCGGGCACACUACGAAGAGUCCCUGUGCCCACCAGCCACAGCGGCUCCUUAGCCCUGGGACUCCCUCAUCUGCCAUCCCCCAAGCAGCGAGCCAAGUUCAAGAGGGUAGGCAAGGAGAAAUGUCGCCCGGUGCUGGCCGGAAGUGGGGGUGGCUCUGCAGGCACCCCGCUGCAGCACUCCUUUCUGACCGAGGGGACGGACGUCUAUGAGAUGGAGGGGGGACUGUUGAACCUGCUCAAUGAUUUUCACUCGGGCCGGCUGCAGGCCUUUGGGAAGGAAUGCUCCUUUGAGCAGUUGGAGCACGUGCGGGAGAUGCAGGAGAAGCUGGCCCGGCUGCACUUCAGCCUGGAUGUGUGUGGGGAAGAGGAGGAGGAGGAGGAGGAAGAAGACGGGGUCACUGAGGGAUUGCCUGAGGAGCAGAAGAAGACGAUGGCUGACCGCAACCUGGACCAGCUGCUUAGCAAUCUGGAAGAUCUCAGUAACUCUAUACAGAAGUUGCACCUGGCCGAGAAUGCCGAACCUGAGGAGCAGUCAGCUGUGUAGGUGGCGGACCCGGGCCCAGACUGCCUCUCUUAUCUCUUCAAACUGUGACUUUUUACGAACUCGAUUGGGCAUUCCGCGGCCCCCCAGGUGCUAUGGGGGAGGGGGGCGCUGGGUGAAAUUAAACCAGAAAGAAAGAAA